CCUCCAUAAAUAUUAUGGCAUCCUCUCUACACGCUCUGCAUUAACUCCUACCGGUUCAUUUCCCUUCUCACUCUUCAUUUUCAAAACCCCUUCUCUCUCUCUCUCCUCCCUCAUCUUCGUCUUUUUCUCCUCUCUUUCUCCCCAACAAGUAUUCUUUUUUAAUUCUGUUCACAAGCAAAUGUUCUCCCCACCUAACACCCCACCGGAAAACCGCUAAUAUAAAUUAAAAGGUGGUUUUCUGUUAAUACUUUUGGCCGCAAAACAGAUCUGAUACCACCCUUUCGUUCCAUUCUCAUCCACCGAUAUCAUUUUACACCAUUCCUCCGGAGAAAAUACUUGGAGUUUCAGAGCUGAUUCUUCGAAUUAUUGGUGAAAAACUGUUCUUUUCUGUUUCAAAAACCCUAGAAUCAAGAUGUUUCAGCCAGAUAUGUUUGAAAGCAAUCACCUUCUAUUGGAUCAGAUGAAUCAAAACCAGAAAACCUCGGAAGAUCAGAAUGAUCUUCAACUUGAUAUGCUGAGAGAUGAUGAGUUUGAUACCAAAUCCGGGGGGACUGAUGGCCUCGAAAACCCAUCUGGUGAUGAUCAAGAUCCCAGUCAACAUCCCAACAAGAAGAAGCGCUAUCAUCGCCACACACAACAUCAGAUUCAAGAAAUGGAAGCGUUCUUCAAAGAGUGUCCUCAUCCGGACGACAAGCAAAGAAAGGAGCUUGGCCGGAGAUUAGGGUUAGAGCCUUUGCAAGUCAAGUUCUGGUUCCAGAACAAGCGAACUCAAAUGAAGUCUCAACAUGAACGAUGUGAGAACACACAGCUCAGGAAUGAAAACGAAAAGCUCCGUGCUGAUAAUGUUAGAUACAAAGAAGCUCUUGCUAAUGCUUCCUGUCCAAGUUGCGGCGGUCCCGCUGCAAUUGGUGAAAUGUCAUUUGAUGAGCAGCAUUUGAGGAUCGAGAAUGCCCGAUUAAGAGAAGAGAUUGACAAAAUAUCUGGAAUCGCCGCAAAAUAUGUUGGCAAGCCUAUGCUUUCAUAUCCUCACCUCCCUGCUCAUGGACCAUCAAGAUCACUGGAUCUUGGGGUGGGGAGUUUUGGACCACAGUCGGGUAUAGGUGUCCCCGACUUGUUUGGGCCUGGCGACCUUCUCAGGUCCGUUUCUGGGCCUAGUGAAGCUGACAAACCCAUGGUAAUUGAGCUUGCAGUUGCGGCAAUGGAGGAGCUUAUAACAAUAGCUCAGGCUGGAGCGCCCUUGUGGAUUCAAAAUUUGGGAAAUAGCAUCGAGUGUUUGAAUGAAGAUGAGUACUUGCAUAAUUUCCCUAGAGGGAUUGGACCGAGACCCAUGGGACUCAAAUCUGAGGCAUCUAGAGAAUCUGGAAUUGUUAUAAUGAAUCCUAUUAGCCUUGUGGAAAUCAUGAUGGAUGUGAACCAAUGGUCAACUGUGUUUUCGAGCAUUGUUUCAAGAGCAAUGACAAUAGAAGUUCUUUCGACUGGUGUUGCUGGGAACUACAAUGGAGCUUUACAAGUGAUGACAGCCGAGUUUCAAGUUCCAUCUCCUUUAGUUCCAAGUCGGGAAAACUAUUUCGUAAGGUACUGCAAACAACACGAUAAUGGGAUAUGGGCUGUUGCUGAUGUUUCCUUGGACAAUUUGCGACCUGUGUCCAUAUCUCGAUGCAGAAGAAGGCCAUCAGGCUGUUUUAUCCAGGAAUUGCCUAAUGGUUACUCAAAUGUUACGUGGGUUGAACACGUGGAAGUCGACGAUCAAGGUGUUCAUGAUAUAUACAGACCACUAGUCAAUUCAGGUCUUGCUUUUGGUGCAAAGCGCUGGGUAACAAUGCUUAGCAGGCAAUGUGAACGCCUUGCAAGUGCUAUGGCAAACAACAUUCAAGCUGGAGAUGUGGGAGUAAUAACAACUCCUGAAGGGAGAAAGAGCAUGUUGAAGCUGGCGGAAAGAAUGGUCUUGAGCUUUUGCUCUGGCGUGGGUUCAUCAACUGAGCACACAUGGACUACCCUAUCAGGGAGUGGUGCUGAUAAUGUAAGAGUCAUGACAAGAAAGAGUAUAGAUGAUCCAGGUAGGCCUGCUGGUAUCGUUCUUAGUGCUGCGACUUCGUUUUGGAUUCCAGUUGCUCCUAAAAGGGUUUUUGAUUUCCUCAGAGAUGAGAAUACGCGCAAUGAGUGGGAUAUCCUGUCAAACGGUGGUCUAGUGCAGGAAAUGGCACACACUGCUAAUGGCCGUGAUCCUGGGAACUGUGUCUCAUUAUUGCGCGUAACUGGCACUAACUCAAGCCAAAGCAACAUGCUGAUUCUACAAGAGAGCUGUGCAGAUCCUACUGGCUCAUAUGUGAUAUAUGCGCCAGUUGACAUGGGUGCUAUGAAUCUGGUCUUAAGUGGUGGUGAUCCUGACUACGUUGCUCUUUUACCAUCUGGAUUUGCUAUACUUCCUGAUGGUCCUGUACAGAAUGUGGAACAGAUUCUUGAGGUCGGGUCAGGCGGAUCUUUAAUUACUGUUGCCUUUCAAAUUCUGGUGGAUUCAGUUGCCACUGCAAAGCUCUCCCUUGGAUCAGUGGCAACUGUGAACAACCUUAUUAAGUGCACAAUAGAAAGGAUCAGGAGUGCGGUAGUAGGUGACCAGAACAUUUGACCUAAGGGUCAAACGUGAGUUAGAAUAGGGGCAAAAAGAAGAUAAAGGCUAUGCAAGCUUUGUUUAUUGUGGGAUUUAAAACUGAAGGUGGAAGUCAAGAACGCACCAUAUAUGAUCGACCUUUGUUGUCUGGUGUUUGUCCAAGGUAGUGAAGUCGCAGGCAAUAGUGCUUAUCACCGGCCAGCUGGCAAGGGUAAUUGGUUCGGGUAUUGACUUUGCCUAAGGAUUAUCCUUUUAAACCUAGCUUACAUAAACCAUUUAAACUUCUGUUCAUUUUGUUUCCUUCUAGACUUAGUUCAAUAGUGUCAAAAAUAUGUGUUUGCAUAGAGGUGUUUGUUGGUAGACUUUAAAGUUUGGUUUGGCUUUGAACCAACUUCAUACCAACUUGCUUUUCGUAUUUGAAGUGAUAGAAACUAGUAGCUUCUGUCUUGCAUGUGUAGACUUUUUUUUGGAAAUGUAUUUACAUAAGCUGUGACCUCUGGAUCGAGUUUCAGAAUUGAGAGAUUUGAUUAGUCCUCUCAAAUAACUUGCUCCAAGUUUCAGCUGAAUAUAUUUCUGGAUUUUGGCGCAUUCAAGAACGUUAUUGCAGUUGGCAAAGGACAACUGCUUGUUGAAGCUUUUAAUAAAUCUUUAGAAACUUGCAUCAAUUAUUCUAUCUGAUUUAACCUUCUUUUUCUUGACCAUGCAUUGCUCUGUUUGUUCACAUGCAUUUGGAUGUAUUUGGUCUCCCAUUUGGCCUCUUUUCUUGUGUGUUGUAUGGCAGUACUGGUUUGGUUUGUAU
Daucus carota subsp. sativus is the source of this 3407-nucleotide messenger RNA. Its product is annotated as homeobox-leucine zipper protein PROTODERMAL FACTOR 2. The transcript has 13 exons. Gene Ontology annotation, molecular function: DNA binding; lipid binding. The coding region runs from base 413 to 2626 and encodes 737 amino acids. Lineage: Eukaryota; Viridiplantae; Streptophyta; Magnoliopsida; Apiales; Apiaceae. The record is from RefSeq and is a predicted model, not a curated record.